AUGACCAUGGAUAGAUCUCUGAAGCUCUACAACUCAAUUACCAAGACCAAGGAAACCUUUGUGCCUUCUCGAGGCAACGAGGUGAAGAUGUAUAUAUGUGGUCCAACAGUAUAUGACUCACCCCAUAUAGGACAUGCAAGGACCUAUGUGAUGUUUGAUGUCAUGCGGCGUGUUUUGAGUGACUAUCUAAAAUAUGAUGUGAGGUUUGUGAUGAACAUAACAGACAUUGAUGAUAAAAUAAUAAGCAGAGCCAAUGUAAGUGGUGCAUCUACAGAAGAAAUCACUAGGAAGUAUACUGAGGAGUUUUUUGAAGAUAUGGAGGCUUUAAACGUCAGGCAGCCCUCGUUUGUCACAUUUGUAACAUCUUAUGUAGACAAGAUUGUAAAGUUUAUUGAGAAGCUUGAAACAAAUGGAUUUGCUUAUGAGAGCGGAGGAAGUGUAUAUUUUGAUCUAGAAAAGUAUCAAGAAAAGCACAACUAUCCGUUGUUCAAGAGUAAGGAUGGUAUAAACAGCGAAGGUGCUGAGAACAAAGAUAAAAGAGGUUCGUGGGAUUUUGUUUUGUGGAAGAAGUCUAAGGAAAAUGAACCUCGAUACAAAUCCAAGUGGGGAUAUGGAAGACCGGGAUGGCACAUUGAAUGCAGUGUAAUGUCUAGUGAUAUUCUUGGGGGAGACCUUGAUAUACAUGCUGGUGGGAUUGAUCUUGCCUUUCCUCACCAUGAAAAUGAAAUAGCUCAAUGCCAGGCCUACUUCAUGAAAGAGCCCUGGGUGAGGUGGUUUCUUCAUACAGGACACCUGAACAUUGAUGGGCUGAAGAUGUCUAAGUCUCUAAAGAACUUUACAACAAUCAAGGAAGCUUUGGAAAUGAUUUCUCCACGGCAGCUAAGGGUUCUGUUUCUAUAUCACCAAUGGAACAAAGACAUGAGCUAUGAGAGAGAGCACCUCAAAUUUGCGGAAAGCAUCGAGAAGAAGAUCUUCAACUUUAUGUCUAUAGCAGAAAGCAUGAGAAAGAAUACAUUAGGAUUUAAGACUUUGGAAGAUGUGGACAGGGAAGUUUUGGAAGAGCUGAAAGAUGUUCAAGAGUCUAUUCAUGCCGCAAUUCUUGAUAACAUCGAUACACCUACUGUGAUGAGGAAGGUUGUGGAAAUGAUAAACUUUACAAACAUCAGAAUAAAAGGGAUAUCCCCAUCUACAAUUCUGGUUGUUAAGGAUUACAUCAAGGAAAUUAUGGAAAUGUUUGGAUUGAGUGAAGGAGAAGCACAAGCAUCUUCUAAGGAGGAUUUGGUUGCACAAAUGCUCAGCGACUUCAGAGAAAGCAUUAGAGGAAUGGCAAGGAGAAAAGAGCCCUACUCGAACUUCUUCCAGAAAUGCGACUGGGUGCGGGAAGCCAUUAAAGAUUAUGGAUACAUUAUUGAGGACAACAAUGAGGGCUCCAUUCUGAGAAAGAAUUAA
This is a messenger RNA of Encephalitozoon romaleae SJ-2008, 1449 nucleotides long. RefSeq names its product cysteinyl-tRNA synthetase. Gene Ontology annotation, cellular component: cytoplasm. Bases 1 to 1449 code for a protein of 482 amino acids. NCBI's taxonomy places the organism in Eukaryota, Fungi, Microsporidia, Unikaryonidae. The record is from RefSeq and is a predicted model, not a curated record. The transcript has a single exon. Gene Ontology annotation, molecular function: cysteine-tRNA ligase activity; ATP binding. Gene Ontology annotation, biological process: cysteinyl-tRNA aminoacylation.